This is a messenger RNA of Danio aesculapii, 4378 nucleotides long. It is a transcript of the gene cntnap3, whose product is annotated as contactin associated protein family member 3. NCBI's taxonomy places the organism in Eukaryota, Metazoa, Chordata, Actinopteri, Cypriniformes, Danionidae. The transcript is spliced from 24 exons. Bases 10 to 3912 code for a protein of 1300 amino acids. The record is from RefSeq and is a predicted model, not a curated record.
UCGCGCAUCAUGGAUCUGCGGGGCUCACACACUAUUGGAAUGAUUUUACCGCUGUAUCUCAUCUUUCCCUUCAUCACAGGCUCCAUCAGUAAAGAGAGCUGUGAUUCUCCGCUGGUGUCCGGUUUGCUUCAGUCGGCCUUCACUAGUUCAUCAGAGCUGUCGAACAGUCACGGGCCGGGAUUCGCCAAACUCAACCGGAGAGACGGUGCUGGGGGCUGGUCUCCGCUGGACUCUAAUAAGUAUCAGUGGCUGGAGAUCAAACUGGAGCAGCGCACUGAGAUUACGGGGGUCUCCAGCCAGGGCCGAUACGGCAGCUCAGACUGGGUCACUCGCUACCUCCUCAUGUUCAGUGACACGGGACACAACUGGAGACCGUACCGCCAGGAAGACAGCAUCGGGGCGUUUUCCGGGAACUCCAACGCUGACAGUGUGGUUAUGUACAAACUCCAGCAUCCAGUGGUGGCUCAGUAUCUCCGAAUCCUGCCUCUCGACUGGAACCCCAACGGAAGGAUCGGCCUGAGACUCGAGGCUUACGGCUGCCAAUACAGGUCAGACGUGGCUGGUUUUGAUGGCGCUGCUCACCUGCUCUACAGGCCGGAUCCCGGUGUCAAUCCUGCAGAUAAAGACAUGUUAUCCAUGAACUUCAAAACCAUGCAGAGCUCCGGCCUUCUGCUGCACAUGGAAGCUCACAGCGGACACACUCUGACUCUGGACCUGUUCAAAGGAAGACUCGUACUGCAGCUCAGAAAAGGCAGGGCUUUAUCAGCUGAUUUCCACCCUCUCUGGUCUGUCGGGAGUCUUCUGGAUGACCAGCACUGGCACCACGUCAGCAUUGAACGGGUUCGAGGACUGGUCAACUUCACGGUGGACAAAAACACCCAGCAGUUCCAGCUCCCCGAGUACUGGAGCCGCUCUGAGAUUAACGAGAUCAGCGUUGGUGGUUCUUCACCGUCUGGACUCCAGAAAUCUCACUCCAGAAGAAACUUCCACGGCUGCUUGGAAAACGUGUUUUACAAUGGCGUCAGUGUGAUUGAUGGAGCCAAAGAGAAGCGAGUGGCCGUUACAGGAAACGUCAGCUUUGCCUGUUCAGAGUCUACAGAAGUCCCGGUGACGUUUGCCGGUUCCAGAAGUUUCCUGGCCGUGCCGUGGGUCUCCAAUGGAGAAAGUGUGUCGGUCAGUCUGGAAUUCAGAACGUGGAAUAAAGCGGGUCUGCUGAUGACAUUUGACCUCCAGCAGAACGCAGGAACACUGUGGCUUUAUCUGAGCGAAGCCAAAGCGCGACUGCAGAUCCAAAAGAGUGGUCGGAUCCUGAGCGACGUCAUAGCAGGUGUUAAUUUAAAUGAUGGUCAGUGGCACCGGCUGGAGCUGGCCAUCCGUCGGGGGCGUCUCGCAGUCACAGUGGACCAAACGGACAGCUCUGCAGUGGCCACUUCUGUCCCUGCGGCUCCUGACAGCAUGCUAUUCUUAGGCGGAUGUCCAGGAGACGGCAGCGGCUGCAGAAACCCCUUCAGUGUUUUCCAGGGAUGCAUGCGGCUCAUCCAGACGGACGGCGCUUUAGUGGAUCUUAUCAAAGUGCAGCAGAUGUUGUUAGGGAAUUUCAGCGAUCUGCAGAUGGACGUGUGUGGGAUAGUCGACAGAUGCUCCCCGAGCCAUUGUGAACACGGAGGGAAAUGCUCGCAGUCAUGGAGCACGUUUCACUGCAACUGCUCCGCCACAGGCUACAGCGGAGCGACCUGCCACAGCUCCAUUUACGAAGCAUCGUGUGAGGCCUACAAACACAAAGGAAACACUUCUGGCUUUUACUACAUCGACAUGGAUGGAAGCGGCCCCAUCAAACCUCAGCUAAUCUACUGCAACAUGUCAGAUAAAGCCUGGAUGGUGAUCCAGCAUAAUAACACGGAGCUCACCAAAUUAAAAACGUCCUCUGGGAUAAAUCAGCACUUGGCCCACUUUAACUAUUCGGCAGACGUAGAGCAGAUCCGGGCCGUCAUCAGCCAAUCAGAGCACUGCGAGCAGGAGCUGUCCUACCACUGCAGAAAGUCCCGGCUCUUGAACACACCAGACGGCGCCCCAUUCAGCUGGUGGGUGGGUGGCUCCGGCGAAGCACACAUGUACUGGGGCGGAGCGGUGCCCGGCAGUCAGCAGUGCGCCUGUGGCCUGCAGGAGAACUGUGUGCAUCCCGAACACUUCUGCAACUGUGACGCAGACAGCAAAGACUGGUCCAGUGACUCUGGUUUGCUGGCUCAUAAAGAGCAUUUGCCGGUGCGAGCGCUGGCGCUGGGAGACAUCAGCCGCUCAGGGUCUGAAGCAGCGUAUAGAGUCGGCCCGCUGCAGUGCUACGGUGACAAUAACUUCUGGAACGCUGCCUACUUCAACAAGGAGACAUCGUACCUGCACUUUCCAACCUUCCACGGAGAGCUGAGCGCUGACAUCUCCUUCCUGUUCAAAACCAGCUCUUCAUCAGGAGUUUUCCUGGAGAAUCUGGGCAUCAAAGACUUCAUCCGCAUCGAGCUGAGCUCGCCAACCGAGGUGGUGUUCUCAUUUGACGUGGGCAACGGUCCGCUGGAGGUGCGAGUGCAGACGCCCAGCACAUUAAAUGACGAGCGGUGGCAUCACGUCAGAGCUGAACGCAACGUGAAGGAGGCCUCGCUGUGUGUGGACCAGCAUCCGGCUGCUGUGCAGAAAGCCCCCGCUGACGGACACAUCCAUCUGCAGCUCAACAGCCAGCUGUUUGUAGGAGGAACGGCGUCCAGGCAGAAGGGCUUUCUGGGCUGCAUCCGCUCUCUGAAGCUGAACGGUAGGACUCUGGAUCUGGAGGAGAGGGCUGAGAUCACGCCUGGAGUGACGGCUGGAUGUCCCGGGCACUGCAGCAGCUAUGGUGACCUGUGUCUGAAUCACGGCUCGUGUGUGGAAAACUACAGCGGCUUCACCUGCGACUGCAGCCUCUCGCCCUUCACCGGGACCUUCUGUCAUAAAGAAGUUUCUGCCUUCUUCAAACCGGGAACAUCAGUGACGUACACAUUUAAGGAGCCGUACGAGCUGAACAGGAACGUCAGCACACAGUCGUCCUCCAUCUACUCUGAUUUAACGCUGAGAGGAGAGAAUAUUUCACUGAGCUUCAGGACGAGUCAAGCUCCGGCGCUGCUGCUUUACGUCAACUCCUACUACAGAGAAUACCUGGCCGUCCUGCUCAACAGAAACGGACAUUUGGACAUCAAGUACAAACUGGCCCACAGCAGAGAGGCAGAGGUUUUUCGAGCCAGCGGCAGGAAUCUGGCCAACGGGCAGCUCCACAGAGUCAGAGUCCAGAGACUGGCAGAGACGCUCAGCAUUCAGGUUGAUCAGCAUGCGAAGGAAGAGUUCAAUCUAACAUCAGACACUGAAUUCAACGCCAUUAAAUCGAUCGUCAUUGGAAAAGUGCUAGACUCUGGUGAAGUGGAUCCAGAGAUCGGUCGUGUGAAUGCUCUGGGCUUCACCGGCUGUCUGUCUGUGGUCCAGUUUAACUCCAUCUCUCCGCUGAAGGCAGCUUUACUGUAUCCCGACACCAGUCCUGUCAUAGUCACCGGAUCGCUGAGUGAAUCUGGCUGCGGAUCAUCUUUAUUGUCCAACCCUCAUGCAGCGGAGACCACUCACUCCCUCACAGAUCAUGUGGGUACAGUAGGUACAGGCGAGCCCAUAGUCAAUGCCAUCAACGGCGACUCAGCACUCAUCGGAGGAGUGAUCGCUGUGGUGAUCUUCGUCAGUCUCUCAGCUCUGGCAGUGACAGCGAGAUUCUUGUACCGACGGAAAGAAACCUUUCAAAGCCAGGAGCCCAAAGCUGGAAAAACUGACGACAGUCCUGAAACGCCAUUCAACACGGAUCCAAACUCACAGAGCAUCAUCACCGAUAACCAAAAAGAAUACUUCAUAUGACGCUCUUUCGCCUCGCCGUGGACUAAUCCAGUUAAAGAGAGGACCGAGGAGUGUAAGGACAUUAACAUUCGCCGUGCAUUAUGAGAAAACGUCCGAGAGACUUGGACCCUUUUUGUACAUACAGCGUUUAUCGUCCAGAGAUUUGGCACUCAAGUGCGGUUUCUAAGGUGUGUAUAAUGACAUUCAUUGGUUGUAAAUAUUCUUUUGAAAUGAAACUUUGUAACUUUGUCUCCCUUUUUGCCUUCGGACGAUUCAGUGCUCAGUAUUGCGUUUAACAGAGGUCAAGAAGCGAUCGUUGUGUAACUAAAUCUGAAUAAAUGUGUGAGUUGCGAGUGCGAUGUUGUGGUGAAUACGUGAGAUUUGGCGCACUUGCACAAAGGCUGUACACUCCGUAUUUAUCACUUUUUCCGUGCUUUUUUCCUCAAUGAUUUGCCGUUUGGAACAAAAAAAGAAAUACAUCCUCUGG